Blepharisma stoltei is the source of this 2315-nucleotide messenger RNA. NCBI's taxonomy places the organism in Eukaryota, Ciliophora, Heterotrichea, Heterotrichida, Blepharismidae. The record is from the annotation of a GenBank genome assembly.
AUGGGGUGCUUAUUGGGAUCAGCAGAUUCAGAAAGGAAUGAAGAAGGACAGAAAAUUGAGCAGGAAAAAUUAAAUAAAUCCAACCAGCCCUCAUAUAGUGAGUCAGAAUAUUCAUCAGCAUAUGUGACACCAAUGCGAAAUAGCCCAUCCAACUCUGCUAAUUUAUCUAGCAAUUUAUGAUCUAGGCCAAACACCUUACAAAAUCAGGUUAGAAAUUCUGCUCGAUAUGCAUAUCCAUCUGCUAGAAGCACCAAUUUGCAUAGCUAUGAUCCCGCUAAAAAUGAUGCAAAAUAUCAGAUGAAUCUCUUUGAAUUCCCGGCUCUUCCUACUUAUCAUACAUCACCUCAAAAACAUGAAGCCCCGUCUACAAAAACUAAUAGAUGAACCAAAUAUAAUCCAGAUUAUGUGCCUUUAGACUCUGACUACUCCUGCUUUUUGGACACUUCUAGCGAUAGCUCUUCAGCUUCAUAUAGCUUUGCACAAUAUAAACCAGUAAGCAAUUUGAAAAAUGUUGUUAACUACAAAAAUCUCAGCAAUAAUAGUCCAGUGAGAAAAGCAGUAGCAAAUAGUAAACUCCCUAUCAAAAGCAUAAAUAAAUCUCAAAAGCCCAUAAAACCAAACAGCAAUAUUUCUGGCUCCACUCCAGAUUCAUCAGCGCCAUCAAAAAUUUAUUCUGAAUUUAUUACAUUUAUCCUUUCAUACAGUCUCUACAGGCCAAAAUCCGAACCCAUUAUAAUUCCAAACUCAUUUAAUGAUAUACCUAGCUAUAUCCAUUAUUUUAGGCAUGGAUUUUAUACUGAAUUAAAUGCCAUUUUAGACCAAGCCUUAGAAGAAGCCUUUCUUUCAAAUAAAUAUCGCUUAAAUCUUCACGUAGAGAAUAACCAUGCCUCUUUAUCACCUUCAAGCUCUAGUGAAUUAAAUUUCGAAAAUGAAAUCCAAAUUAAUGAUAUUAUCAUUAUCAUUCCUAAUCAAAAUAAGAAAUAAAAUGGUGAUGUUGACGGAAAUUGACUACGAGGCGACAGGCGAGAGAGGUGGUGAAAUGUACCUUUAGGGCUCAAGUAGACUACCUCAAUGGGAACCUUGCCGAAGCAGGUUGUUUUUGUUUCUCCCUCGAAGGUUUUCCCUGUCCCUUCCAGAUAGGCUAGACAGGUUUUGCUACCACAUGGUCUUUCCUCAUCGGGACCAUCGUGGCGCUCGCAAGAAGCGGCCUACUCAGGAUGAGCUAAUCUCUUGGACAGGUGUUUAAGGUCGGAAAUUCAAAAUGGCGUCAUGCCAUCUUUGGGACCGAGAAGGGGGGGGAUAAAUACUUAAUAACUUAACUUAAUCAAAAUAAGUUUCCAAGAAAUUUCGAAGAAAUUAAAGAAAACAAUAUUUCUUGGAUUCUAGGGUUGAUAGACCAAAACAAAGUAAACAAAAUUAAUAUUUUACUCAGCCCAGACAGAGAAGCUCAGUUUAAAAAUUCAAAAAUUUAUAUAGCAGCAAUAAUCGGAAAUAUUACAUCGCUAAAGAGAGAACUGUCAGUGCUUGAUAAGAUUAAGCGCUUUUCACUGCUCAGACAGAUUUUAAGCCCUCAAUGGUAUGAACCGCUAAUAAAAUGUAGACUUACAGAAAAUAUUCAAGAUAAAUAUAAUCAGUCUCAGUUAGAAGCUAUUGUAACUUCAAUCAAUUCUGAUGGCAAAAUCGCUUUAAUUCAAGGACCUCCUGGAACUGGAAAAACAAGAACAGUGGCAGGGAUUUUAUCUGGGCUCUAUGCUUAUAAUAGAAAAUUAAAGGUAUUAAUUUGCGCUCAAAGUAAUGCAGCGGUAGACGAAAUUGCAUGGACAGUUUUAAAAGAAGGAAUUUUGGAUGAAGAUGGCAAUAAAAGAAGCGAUAUUUCUUUAUUGAGAGUUGGAGAAAAAAGACAAAAGCAUGAACUCGGAGUUGAAGAAGAUAUUAAAACUUCGAAAGAAAUAGAAAUGGGCAUAAAUUCUAUUAAAAUAAAUGUUUUAGUAGAAGAAAAGCUUAAUAAAGAAGACCUCUACGAUCCAACUUUUAAUAUUAAAAAAUUAAUUGAAAAACUUGAAAAAUUAGAAGAACAAUAUAAAGAGUUGGUGGAAAAAAGAGCAAAAUAUGGCACUGUGGAAAUCGAAAUAAAAAUUGAAGAACUUUCUUGCAAAGUAGAGAGUUUAAAAGAGAAAAGAACACUUUAUUUUUCCAAGAAAACUAUAUAUAUGGCAGAAUUAAUAAGAGCUGCAGAUAUUGUUUUUUGCACAUUAAGUGGGGCAGGCUCAAUAUCGUUGUGCAAAAUAUUAAUUCAGUUGAUUAUUUGAUUGUAG